This is a messenger RNA of Rhinocladiella mackenziei CBS 650.93, 1206 nucleotides long. RefSeq lists its product as uncharacterized. Gene Ontology annotation, molecular function: DNA binding. NCBI's taxonomy places the organism in Eukaryota, Fungi, Ascomycota, Eurotiomycetes, Chaetothyriales, Herpotrichiellaceae. Gene Ontology annotation, cellular component: nuclear origin of replication recognition complex. Gene Ontology annotation, biological process: DNA replication. The record is from RefSeq and is a predicted model, not a curated record. Bases 1 to 1206 code for a protein of 401 amino acids. The transcript has a single exon.
AUGCCCGCGUCCUCUGCGAUCCAACAAUCUCUCAGUUCUCUUCUCCCAACGCAUGCACAAAAACUCCCCGCCCAACUUACGCACCUCUGUGAAUCCCUCCUCGCCCAAUCCCGCCAACGGGCAUGCCACUUAAAACCAGAAGAAGAAAUCGCCCGCGCCUAUGCAUGCUGCGAGAUUGCCUGCAAACGACUCCGCGCACAAUGCCGCUUACCCGCCACCCAGCCCGGCGGUGCACCCUGCAAACCGACUCUGUAUGAGAAGCUGGUGAUGUUCUUGGAGAGGGUAUUAGAUGAAGACCCCCUUACGACAACGCCACAAUCCGGGCGAAACUUAAAGAGGACCGCCGAUGGAGUGUUCAAGGGCGCUGAGACAAGUCAAACUGGAACUCCAUCAAAGAAUCCAGCUCGAAAUGGAUUCCUGGGAAAGUUGAAAGCGAGCGCCAAUAGUACAACGAAGAACACUGAUGUCGAUGGAGCUGGGACCGAGGCACCAAGUUUCACUAUGCCAUCGAUACGCAGGUUGUGCAAGACGUUCAAAACCCCCCUCCUCGCACCGCACGUGUACACGGGCGCCUGCGUUGUCCUGAAGCUCGCAGAGCUUUGGCCACAAAGUCAAGAUGAGGAUGAAGAGCCACGAGACACAGAGUCGUUGAAAGAGACCGUGACAGGCCUCUUGAUCGCGCUGUACCUCAUGACCCUCACGCGCAUGCAGACGGCCAAAAUGACCACGUCCGUGUACAAGAGCACAUGUUCGAAGUCUGUUGAGGAGCUAGACUACAAGCCGGGCACUGCGGGCGUAGAACUGUGGAUCCGCCGGAUCAACCGCGAGGGAUACUGCCGCAGGCAAGACUGGUGGGCAAGCGUUCCUGAGUCGGUGUUUAAAUUCGAUCCUCACGGUACAAGUGGAGGGGCUCGGACGAUCCAUGAAGACAGCGAGGACGAUGACGAUGAAGAGCCAUUUCCCUCAGCCGCGAGAAAACGGCAAGUCACGGGCCCGGCGCGAAGAAACGGGGUUGAUGAAGAGGACGACGAUCCCGAAGGCAUCCUCCUUCCUGGUUUGGCUACAAUGAUGCAAGACGCGGUGGAUUUUCUGACUCCUGAGCACACGGAAGCCCACAAUGCGUGGAAGAAACAGUUCCUCAAGCGAUUGGAUAAAUUGGAUAAAACCCCCGCAGGUAGGCUUGGAAGGACCGUGGUUGUUAAAUAG